GAAAGAGCUGAACUGGAACCGUGAGCAAUGUGGGACUGCAUAGGCAGAUGGCACAGCGCUGAUAUUUGCGGACAACGGUAACAUACUAUGAGGCCUAAAGGUGCUACAUGAAUGGCCUGAGCGGCGUGGGCGAAGCCGGAGGCCGAACGAUGGCCGCGAGGCUGUCUUGCAGCCCGAGAGCUCCCUUGCUGGCACUGGUUUCUCUUGUAGCGUGUGUUGUGCUGACGUCUGUGUCGGGCGCAUCCAACUACACCGCGGUCAUAAAAUGCGCGGACUGCGCGAAGCUCUGGGAACUUCCGCGCCUGACUCAGGGCGAGGAGUUUGACAUGCUGAACGCGUACUCCGGGUUUAUGCAUGACGAAGUCAUCGUCUUGACUGAGGAGACGUCCGCGGACUUGCCAGUCGCGCAGCAAAUGUUCACCGAGGACACGCUUAUUACAGCGCCAACGGACACAAUGCAGACCGUGUUUCUGGGGCCGUAUCCCGCUGGUCUAAAGAUUAUGACAGGCGUCGGGUUGACGCUGCAAGGGGUGGAUGCACACAACGUUCUAGCCACGUUCAACAUGACCGGCGGUCCCAACGGAACUUGGUCCCUGUCAGUAGACUCCGUGGAGCAGCAGCCCGGGUCGUGGCUGCGGCUGGUGCGCAGCGAGCUGGUGCUGCUGGACUGCGCCGUGGCGCAGGCGCUGUGGCGGGCGGCGGGGCUGCCGGCGGCGCAGCGGCCCUGGGGCUGGAACAUGACGCAGCUGCUGGAGCCGGAAAUUGUGGUGCAGCACAUUCACCAGCCCGGGCUGCAUGUGGAGGGGGUUUACAUAUCCUGCAACCAGGUGUGUGACCCUGUCACGGGCGUGCGGACCAUGCCGGUGACAACGGCGUCGGAUCUCUACAGCGCGCUGGCUGUUGUGGAUGACAACAUAGACGGCUGCUCAGCCUACGUGAUUGAGCUGCAGCAGAGCCUUUCCUUGGCUGCCGGCCUCAUUCCGCCGCCGUCGGGGCCGCCGCCGCCGCCCGCGCUGGCCGGCAGCAUGAAUAGCACGUCGCACAACGCGCAGCUGCAUAGGCGCCUGCAACGCGGCACUGGGCGCCGGCGCGCCGACCGCUUUCAACCUCGCCGGUUGGACAACAGCGGGUCUGUCACUGGCGACGCGGAGGGCGGCUCCGGCACUGCACUUGGAGGCGGCUUUCGCCGCCGACUGCGGCACUUUCACUACGCGCACACGUUCAACGGGACGGUCCAUGUGCAGACCAACGUGACUUUCCGGGGUGUGGUGGCGAACUCAUCCGUCCGCUUCAACGUCUCCACCGCCGUCGUGCUGGACCUGUCCUACCUCAUGUCGGUGUUCGUGGUGUCGCCGCCCGCCGUGAUCAUGUUCAACAACGUCACGCUCAUCAACCUGGCGUCACCACUGACGGGCGUCCUGGCGCUGCCCAUGUACGUGGUGGACCUGGCGGCGCGCAUCAUCGCAGCCGACUUUGACGUGAUGGGCGUCCAUGUCAAUCUCACGUCCAUCGUGCUAAAGGACGCGGGCGUGGUGCUGACGCCGGAUGAGCUGGCGUACGAGACGACUUGGCUUCGGGCCUACCCGGACAACCCGCCUACGUUGUCGCUGCAGCAGAGGCUGUGGCUCAACAGCUCGGUCACAACCGCGCAGCUGGACCAAAUUACGUCGAACACCAUGAUUCUGUCUUUGUUUGCUGGCUGGGACAUUCGGGGGUACAACAUGCACAUCGUGAGCGUGCCGCCGCCGGGCCAAAAGCUCAUGGUGCCGGCCAUCGGCAUCGGGCUGGUGUCGCCCACGCCGCUGUCGCUGUACCCCCAGGUGGUGGCGCUCAACAGCAGCGAGGCGCUGGUGCUGGUGUGCAACUCCACUGCCGGCUUUGUCAUCUCGCCGGCCGCGAAGCCCGGCGGACAGCCGCUGCUAGACCCCUACGGCAACCCCAUGCCCAACUACUUCGCCUUCCCCGGCGCCGCCACCGCCGUGUGGGUAAACAUGCUGCCCAUCGGCACCACCUCGGCGCUGUAUGCCGUGAAGCCGCCGCGCGGCUCCACGGGCUUCGUGACCCUCCAACGCAGCGUCACGCUGGGGCCGCUCCUGGACCCAGUGACCGGCGGGCUGUCUUCCUUGCAGCAGGGCCUGCCGCCCGUUCUGGAUAUGGGCUCGCAGCGCGUCUCCUGGGGCGCCAUGGCCGACCCCAGCUACAGCCUGACGCUGCGCAACAUGACGAUUGUCGGGCUGAAUAGCCCCGAGCGCUGGCCGGCGCCCUACGUGGUGCGCUGCCUUGACCUGCCGCUGUGGGCUCUCAGCGUGAACCGCCUGCCUUCGCUUGGCGGCGAGGCGCCGCAGCUUAUCUUCAUGGGCACCAACGUGAGCGUGUCGACCCAGGAGCUGGAGUUCUGGGAUGCGUGCUACAAGAUGCUGACAUCGCCGGGCUCGCUUUCCAACAACCCGACUCUGGCGCCGGCCUGUGACGGCCUGGGACUCAAGUCCUUCCGUGCGGCGCGCCUGGACAAGCACAGCAUGCUGGUCACAUUGCUCGAGGGCAUGGGCAUGGUCGCGCGCGACGUUGUCCUGCGCGACGACAUCCGGCCCUACCAGCGCUACGACUUGGACGUCUUGCUGCCCGACGCGAUCCAGCCGCCGCCGCCGCCCAUGCUGCCCGGCGGCUACUUUGCAGCGGAAGCGCCGCCGGAGAGCAAGAAGUGGGUCACCCCGCUCGCCAUCGUUGUCUCCGUCGCCGGCGUCACAAUCCUGUUGCUGUUGGCGACGUACAUGAAGUACAGGCGCCGCGGCGGCCACGCCGCGCCGUACGUCAACGUGCACAUGAUGAGGAUGAUGGCGGACGGCUCGUCGCGUCCGUACCUUCUGCACAACAUCCGUGAGAAGAUGACGGACGAGGAGCAGGUCGCGCUCGAGCGGGAGCUUGAGAGGGAGCGAAUGAAGAACAUCGAGCGCGGCGAGAAGGAGCUGGCACUCGCUCGCAGCCGCUCCAAGGGUAGCAGCCGCGCCAGCAGCGCGGGGCGGCGGGCCGGCGGGCUCGGCGGCUCCGGCACUGGGCUGGACAACGCCGGGACCGGUAGCGCGGGGCCGGGCGGCAGUGGCGCGCCUACGACCAACACGGGCAGCAGCGGCGAUGGCCUUGGUGGAGCCGUGCGGAGCCUGCGGGCUCGGCUGGGGCUUGGCGGUGGUAACCAGGCGAGGCGCUCACGCUUCAGCAUGAAUGAAAGCACGGGUUACAUCGCAGCGGCGCAGGAGGGCACCACCGAUGACAUUCAUGGCGGCGGCCAAACCGGCACCGGACCAGAGGCGGUGGGCAUAGGGUUACUCCCCAGCCUGGCCGCGGCAGCUGCAGCGGGAGGCAUGGCCGGCACUGCAGCUGCAGGCUGGAACCAGGACCAACAGCAGCAGCAGCAGCAGCAGCAGCAGCAGCAGCAGGGCUGGGCCGGCGGGCAGGGACAGGGACAGGGACAGGGUGCGUAUGGCACCGGGGGUGCGCAGGGUGCAUCCGGCGCUUUUUGGGACUACACGCAGAACAACGCGCUGUACGGCGGCCCGUCUCCUGGGGAGCAAAACGUCGAGGGCGGUGCCAUGGCCUGGCAGGUUUCUCAGCAACAGCAGCAGCGGCAGCAUGACCAAUACCAGCAGCAACAGCAAGCCGUGUAUGGUCAGCAGCAGCAGCAGCAGCAGCAGCAGGCCAACGGGGAUGCCGCGGGGGUCAACGGAGCCGGGCCCGAUGCCACCGCCGCGGCGGUUGGCGAGGGCAUGAACCCCACCAUCGCAAUUCCUGCGGAGGCAGUGAGUGCGGUGCGGCAGGCGGCUGCAGCACCGCUGCUUGCCACUUCAUCGAUGCCAAUCGCAACCUCUGCCGUCGCUAAGCAGGAUUUGGCGGGCGCCCGCGGCUGCUUGUCGUCGGCGGCGGGCAAGCGUCGCAUCCUGGACGUCGCAUCGGCGCUAAACGGCACCGGCGGCGGCUUGGCUGAGGCGCCGUCCUGCGGCGGCAGCGCCACCACCACUGGCACUGAGGCCAUGCAGCACUUGUUUCAGACCACACAGACCGGCUUCAGCUCUCCAGCGGUCACGCCUGGAGUGGACGCCGACGGCUCCACAGGCGCCGCUACCGCUGGCGUCGGUGCCGCAGCGCGCCCCAGCAGCACGUCGACCGGCGGCCUUGCGCCCAGUCUGCAGCGCGCGAACCUGCAGAGCGGCAGUGCCCAGCAGGCCAGCGGGCACGGCAGCCCGCACGGCGGCACCCACCACCUGUACCCCUCCCCGCACGUGGGCGUGGGGUCGGGCUCACUCGCGCGCCAGAUUCCGUCCUCGCUGAUGCAGGCGAGGCCCACGGCGGACGACGCUCGCUCCUACGGCACGACAGGCACCGCCACGUCCAUCGCGCCCACAGAAGGCGGUGCAGCCCUGACGGAGGCGGAGGCCGGCCUUUCUGCUGGCGUCGUGGGACACAGCGGCGCGGCGUCGCCUGUCAACAACAGGGCGCUUACGGCGCCGCAGGUCGCUCGCAGCUCGUCCCACUACAGCAGCGGCAGCGCUAUGCUGGUGGACCCGCCCGCCAUCGGUGCCGGGUCUGGUGCGUCCUUCACCUCCACGCCCAUGCACAUGGUGCCCUUAGCCGACGCCGGUGUCGCCGGUGCAUCCGCCUCCUCCUCCUUACACGCUGGCGCAAGCACGCCCGUCGGCGGCGGCAGAGCUGGCGAGCAGCAGGCAGCUCCUAGCAGCGUGAGCCUGGUUGAUGGCGGCGGCAUGAUCUCCGUUGGCGCUGGUGCAGGCCCGCUUUGCUCAACCACGGGGGCCGCGCUGGCCGUCCACUCCGGCAACCGUGCCUCGAUGGAGGCCGCAGACGCGGUCCAUUCGGGCGGCGUUGCGGGCAACACCGCUCCUGUUCUCUCCGAAGUGUUGCCCUCAGCCCCGCUCUCGGGAUCGCGCCUGCCGCCGCCUACGGGGCCGGCGGCGCAGCCAUCGGCGUUGCCCUCAGGCACGCUGCGGCAUCAGGCCAGCGAGCCCAACUUUUUCUUGAUGGGAGGCGGCUGGUCCAGCAGCGGCCAGUCGAACAGGCGUGCGCUGGACAGCCCCGCCGCGGCGCAAUACCUGGCGGAGGCCGGCGGCCCGGUUGCGGCCCCGCACGUGGCGCGGCCGCUGGCGCGGCACGGCUCCAUCAACGGGCCGGGCAUGGCUUCGGCGUUGGCAGCGGGCGGCGGCUCUGGCAAUCUGCAGGACGCAAUGGCAGGCAGCAGCCUAAGGCCCGGCGGAAGCGGCCACCUGCUUGCUCGCGCCUCGCCAUCAUCGCCCUACCGCUCCGCGGGUGGCGCGCCGUCUGGGCUGCGCACCUCCGCGUUCAUGCCGACCGUGGCGGCGGCGGCGGCCGCGGCGGCCAUGUCCACCGUGCGGGGGCGUGGCAGCAGCGGCAACAUAACGCCGCCGCGCAAGCCGUCCAUAGAGGCGUACGAACCCGGGCCGCAGGCGAGCGUUGGCGGCUCCAGCCCGCGAGGUGGCAGUCGGCGGCCCGGCGGCGUCAUGCGCCUCAGCGAGGCUGAGAACCGCGGCCGCACCGACAGCUCGCGCAGCAUGGACGGCAGCGGCGGCGGCGCGGUCGGGGGCGGCGGCGCUUUAGCGGCUGGCGGCAAGGGCGACAAGGGCGACGCCCUGCCGCCCGCUCCGCCGUCCAACGAGUCGCUGAAGGCCAACCUGAGCAAGCUGCUGGUCGGCUCGCUGUCCACGCUGUUCUCCGUGGACGGGCUGGCGGGUGCAGUGCAGGCGUCCAAGACGGCAUCGCAGGCGGCCGGGGGCGCGGCCGGGGCCAGCGGCGGCAGCGUGACGGCCGGCUCGCAGUCGGGCGCGGCGCGGCGCGUGUCGGCGCUGCAGCUGGCGGAGAGCGGGCGCGGCGGUGGCGGCAGCAAUGGGCUUGCGCCUGCGGGCAGGAUGAGCAUGGCUGCCGGCGCGGGCGUGGGCGGUGCGGCUGGCUCUGCCAUGGCGACUGGCGGAGGCUUGGGCAUGGCAGGCCGGACUGCCGGGAUGGCUGCAAGUAACAUGACGCUGGGCGCGGCCCUGAGUGAGCUGACCGCGGAUAUGGAGAACCGUCUGAAUGAGAACCAGCUGGUGAUCCAGCAGGUGCUGGGCUCGGGCGCCUUCGGCACCGUGUACAAGGCGCUGUGGAAGGGGCUGCAGGUGGCGGUGAAGACCAUGACGCUGACGGCGGACGCCGUGACGCAGGGCCGCCAUGCCGCGCUGAUGGAGGCGGCGCUGUCAAAGUCCAUCUUCCACCCCAACGUGGUCACCACCUACACCUGCGAUCUGAAGCCUAUGCACGUGGACAGCCGGCGCGGCGGCGCAAUGACCGGCCUGCAGAUCAUGAACGAGACGCAGGUCAUCCAGGAAUGGCGCCUGUACAUUGUGCAGGAGUUCUGUGACGGCGGCUCACUCCGCCACGCCAUCCAGGCGCGCUCCUUCCUCAACACCAGCACCGGCGCGCCGCAAAUGGAGUGGGUCCUGCAGAUGGCGCGCGAGAUAGCCAGCGGCCUGCAGUAUCUGCACGAGCGAAACAUCAUCCACGGAGACCUGAACCCGGCCAACGUGCUUCUGAAGCGCGAGGAUGCCAGCGUGUUGGGCUACACAGCCAAGAUCGCGGACUUUGGCUUGUCCGUGCACAUGCACGCGGAGCAGAGUCACGUGUCAAACACCAAACGCGGCACACCCUUCUACACCGCCCCCGAGGUGACGAACGCCGGCAACCUGACGCGCUUUGCCGACGUCUUCUCCUACGGCGUGGUGCUGUGGGAGCUGUACUGCAGCCGCUGCGCCUGGACCUACGGCCCGCAAGGCCGCCUGGUGCACCAGCGCGGCUUCCCGCACCUGCCGCCCUCCUGCCCGCGCUCCUACGCGCAACUGGUCAGCAUCUGCAUGCAGCCGGCGCACAAGCAGCGACCCACCUUCAAGCAGAUCGGCAACAUGAUCGAUUCGAUGCUGCGUGAGUGUGAGCGCGCGUACGCGGCAACGGCAGGAUAUGUUAGUGGCGGCGGCGGAAACUGGUGGUCAUCUGGCGGUGGAGGCAUGCCGCCACAGCAACAGCAGCAGCAGAUGCUGAUGCAGGGCCCACCGCAGGGGCCGCCACAAGGCGCCGCCACGCAGGGCCAGUGGCAAGACGGGUCUGCGCAGAUGGGGCCCGGACUGGGGGCGCAGCAGGCGCCGGGCCCGUGGCAGAUGCACUCGCCCAUGCAGUCCCAGUCGCAGGUGCUGCCGCCGCUAACAGACGCAAUGCAGCCCGCGCGCUCGCCGUCUCCUUUCGGCCACGGCAUGGCCUACCGCAGCAGCGCCGCGUACAGCUCUAGUACCGACCUGGCGGCCGUGGAUUCGAGCCGCAGCCUGCCGGCCCCGCCGGACGGUAGCCAGCCCAACGCGUCCCCGCUGGCCUCCGGACCGCAGGCGCCGGUGGCGCGGUACGGCCCCCAAGCGUAUGACCGCACCAAUAGUCAGGGCUCCACGGGCGGCGGCCUGGUCGGCCGCGGCAGCCUGACGCCGCCGCAAACAGGCCAGCUAGACGGCGCGGGCAGCGCAGCCAACCCAGUGGCGGGCGCGGUCGCCGAGGCCAGCACAGCCGCGGUCGGGGUCGCGGACUAUCUCGGCAACCAGCGCUCGUCGGCGCAGUCGGAGCGCGGGCCGGGCAGUGGCGUGUCCACACCAGGCAGCGUGUCGCUUGCCGCCCCCAACUUCUCCCGAGGGCCCUCCGACUGGAGCAACCACAGUGCGGCGCCGCCGCCGAUCGAGCAGGUGGCCGCAGGCGGCAGCAGCGGCGGACCUCAGGGCGCCACUGCGGCAGGCGGCCGCAGUGCAAGCGCGAGCGCUGGCGGCAGUGGCUGUAGCAGCAGCAGCAGCGGCGGACUGCCGGCGGGGCCGGCUGCCACUACGCGCGCGGUCAGUGUCACGGCGCGGAGCCCAUUCGCGGUUGCAGCGCCUGGCACUGGCCUGCCUCGCGCGGUGUCACCGCAGCUCUCACGCUUGUCCAACGCAUCCGAGGUUGGCAGCAGCUCUCUCCCCAUGCCACCAACGCUGCCAGCGGGCAGCGCUGUGGCGGCAGCAAACAAAGGCAGCGGCGGUGCAACUGGCACCGUGUUUCUGCAGCGCAUGGGCAGCAGCGGCGGCGCCGGCGCCAGCGCGGCGGCGGUGGCCGCGGCCACAGCAGCCGCGGCAGCCACGGUCACAGCCGCCGCAGCUGCGCUGGCGACGGGUCAAUCUGGCGGCCCAUUGGCUUGCCAUGAUGCGUCGCCCGGGACGAGCGCUGAGAUUGCUGCCGGGGACUAUAAGGAAGCAGCCAUGGUGGCUCCAGCCGUCCUAGAUGUGGGGCGCCGCGCUUCUGCCGAGCUCGGCACGCUGCAAGCCGCGGCCCACCAGCCCAGUGACGCCGGUGUAUCGGAGGGGGGCCUUGUAAUUGUUGGCCUGGACCACGGUGGCAUGGGCGGCGCUGUGCCGAACGCCGCGGCCGCCGCGGCCGCCGCCGCCGCCGCCGCAGCGAGUGGCGGCGGCGCUGGCAGCUCUGGUGACGGCAGCGGCGGCGGCGGUUUGACGGGCGUGAUGCGCGGCUUUGAGAUUCCGGCGGAGGUGCCGCGCUUCGGCCGGCCUGACCUGCCGACGGUGAUGGAGACAGAGGACGGCGAUGGCGAGGCCACCACGCAGGACACCCUGCUUCAGGAGCCCAGCGGCGGAUCCGACCCGGCCGCGCGGCCGUCAGAAGACGCAGCCAACCUGUCCAGCGGCCUGCCCAGCUCCCGGCUUGGUUCAUCGCCUGGCCACGGUCACAGCCACGCACACGGCGACAGCCACGGCCACGGUCAGGCGAAGGACGCAACGGCGGCAGCGCCAGCGGCGCCGCCGCCGCUUAAUGUCAGUGUUGGCUCGACCAGCAGUGGCACGCGAGCCACCAUUGCCGUGGCGCUGGCAGCGGGCAGCGCCUCGGGCAACGCAGGUACCACCUCGCGCUACCAGCCUCCCGACCUGUCCACUGUGCUGGAGACGGAUGAGGGCAGCGCGAUGUCAGACACGCGCGGCUCACGCCUGCCGUCAUCGGCCGCCGCACACGGCACCGCUGCCAACGGCGCCGCCGGCGCCGCCGGCGGCAGCUGCAGUAGCCCCUCGGCGCAUGGCUGCGUCAUGGACAGAAUGACGGCGUUGGCGCUGGCAGAGGUGCUGCCGGCGUCCGAAAGCGGCUCGCAUGCGGCUUCGCUCAACGCCUCCACCGCAGCCGCGCCGCACGUGGUCGCAGCGGCUGGGCUGGGCAGCAGCGAAGGCGCCGCCGGCAGCGUCGGCCUGGAGGAUGGCCGCGUGGCUGCGGGAUCGGCGGAAGCAACGGGCGAAACAGCGAGGGACCGAGGGGUGACGGGGGGCGGAACCGAACCUGGCUCGGGCCAGGGAAAUGAGCUCGGCGCUGUGGCCGCAAUGGCGGUGGCGGUGGCAGUGCCGGUGUUCGCUCGCACCUCAAUCCCGCCACCGACUCCCGUCGGCGCAGCCGCUAGUGCGGUCAGCGCCGGUGUCGACGGCGCCCUGCCUCCCGAGUUUGGCCGAGCGUCCGUGGGCCCCAAUAGCCCGGCAUCGCCGCUGGCUCAGGCGCAGUUUGCGCGCGGUUCAAUGACGGCAUCAACGCCUGCCGGCGGCAGCCCGGCUGGGGCAAGGCCCCUCGCACCGGCCUUUGGGCGGGCGUCGUUGGCGCCUGACAGCCCCGCGGCGCCGCCCGCUCCGCCGAACUUUGCCCGGGAGUCGGCGGCUCCCACGUCGCCGGACGGCGUCGGGCUAGCAGCGACGCAGGACUCUGCAGCAUAUGCCGCGGCCGCGGCGCCGGCCUUUGCGCGCCCGAGCCUCGGCCUCUCUCCCAGUGACAUUGUCGGAGACGCCACCGCAACCAUGCUGCCCCCGCCUCCGCCGUCACACCUGCGCGCACCCUACGCGCAGCCACUCCCGUACGGAAUGCGUCCGCCGCAGCUGCAGGGGCCCGCAGCGCCGCCGACCACCCCUGCCUCCGCCACCGCGGCAGGCGCGGCUGGCAUGGCGGCAGGCGCGGGCUCGCCCUUUGCGCGACCGUCACUGGGCGCUGCCGGCUUCUCUGUCAUGCCGCCGGCAAUGCCGGCCGCGUCGUCGUCAGCCGCCAAGUUCAUUCGCGCGAGCGUCGGCGUGUCGCAAAGCGAGGCGCUGCAGGACGGGGGGUACGGCCAGCUGCCGCCGUUGCCAACGGCGGCGGCGGCGAUUGGGAUGCAGGCGCCGAUGGCCAUGCCCCAGCAAGCGCCCGGCACCAACCCCUUCUCGAGGCCGAGCUGGGCCACAAUCAAGCGCAACGCCGCCGCAGCCGGGCUGCCGCCGACCGGGGGCGCGCCCGGCCCGUCGCUUGCGUCGAUGGCGGCUGCGCCGCCGCCGCCGCCGGCAGCCGCUGCUGCUGCUGUGGCAGACCCAGCUGGCAACCGCUUCGUCCGCGCAAGCAUGGGCGUCCAGCAGACGGCGGCACUGGCGGAGGCCGCGGCCGCGGGGGCACAGGCGCCGUACGGGAGCCUCGUGGCAGGCGGUGGCCCCUUCGCCCGCGCUAGCAUGGGCGGCGUGGCCAUCGCGUACCCCUCGGCAGGCCCUACAGCUGCCGCCCCCGCGGGUGCACCGCCCUUCGUCCGCCCCAGCAUGAACGCUCCACCCGGCGGAAUGCCACCACCACCACCGCCGCCGCCGCCGCUUGGCAUGCCAGGCCCGUUCCCGGGUGCAGGCGCCACCGUCGGGCCUUUCCCGCGGCCAAGCACCGGCUCGGGGCCGGUGGUCAUGCCGCCGCCGCCUGCGCGCGGCCCUGUCGCGGCUCCCUUCGCCCGGCCUAGCCUCGGCGGCACGAUGGGCGCGCCUCCAGGGCCCCUUGUAGCUGCGACUGGUGCCGCGCCCGCGGGCGUUGGUGCUGGGCCGUUUGUGCGGCCAAGUUAUGGCAGCCCCGGCGGCCCGGCGGGCCCGGCGGGUCAGGUGCCAGCUGCUGGUGGCGGUGCUGCCGGCGGCUUGAACCCAUUUGUUCGCCCCAGCUUUGGCAGCCCCGGCGGCCCGGCAGGCCCUGUUGGCGGAGUGACGAUGGCGCCACCCGGCGGCGCCGCGCCCUUCGUCCGGCCCAGCUUUGGAUCCGGAGCGCCGCAGCUGCCCGCCCACGCCCAGGGCCUGCCGUCGGUGCUGGUGGGUGCCGAGCUUGCUGCGCUGCCCUCCAUGCAUGCCAUGCACACCAGCGGCACGGCGGCGCACGGAUAUGGGCAGCAGCUGUCCCAGCAGCCGCCACAGCAGCCGCCACAGCAGCCUCCACAGCAGCCACCACAACAGCCACAGCCGCAGGCCAUGUGGUCUUCUGUACCGACGCCGGCAGCCGCUCCAGUCGCAAUGUCGACGGCGGCAACCGCCGCCACCCCAGGGGACAUUGCAGACGCUGCGCUGCCUCGUGCCGCCGCAGGCCCCAACGCGGCCGCUGCCGCGCCCGCGCCGGUCCGCGCCUCCAUCCCCGCAAGCUCAGAGCUUGUCGACGACAGCAACAGGGACGACGACGCUAGCGCCCAAUUCGCCAUGAGCAGAAGCGACAACAGCCUCACCACACCCACCAGCCCCGCAGGCAGCGCCAGCCCCGUCGGACCUUCGGCGCUGCACCAAGCCGCCGCCGCCGCGGCCCUGACGGCGGCGGCGGCCGAGCCGCUGGAGCCGCCGCGCCUGCUGCCGCCGGGCUCCGGCUCCGCCGCCGCGCUGGCGCCAGGCGCCGUGGUGCAGCUCGGCGGCGCGCGCGUCUCCUCGGGACUGUCCGCGGGAGGUAGCACGCGUGGCCCCCGCUCGCUCGUGGCCCCGCCUGACGUCUUCGGCUCGCCGGUGUUUGCCACCGGUCUAGCGCUGGAGGCAUCUAGCUCGCUGGCAGGGGGCAACGCCAGCCUCAGCAGCGCUGUGGUGGGCAGCCUCAGCGGCGGUCUGGCAAGCGCCGCCGGCAACAACAGCAGCAACAGCCUGAUGGGAGCCGCGGUAAGCACCGCCGGCGGCGGCACGGAGCUGUCGCUUGCGGCGCUGGUGGCGGCGGAGGUCAGCCGCACGGGCGUCGACGUGACGUUUGGAAGCACCAUGGAAAGCAGCGGCCAGUCUGCCGGCAGUGGCCGGGUCCUGGACGCCGUGCUGAGGGGCGGCGGCCCCAUGCCGGCGCUCCGCGGCGCCGUGCCACAGCCCACGCCCGCCGCGCAGCAGCAGCAAGGGCAGGUGCCGAUGGGUGUGCCGAUACCCCAGAUGCAGAUGCAGAUGCAGCCGCCACCCGGCGCCGUGCGCAUGCCGGGCUUUGGAAGCGUGGGUGGAGGAAGCGGUGGAGGCGGCGGCAUGCGCACUGGCCCGUUCAUGCACCGAAGCCGCACCGGCGUGCAGCGCCGCGCGUCUUUCGACCAUGCCAGCUUCCGCUUCUCCGCAAAUGGCACCAUGAUGCCUGUGAUGCCGGGCGCUGACGGCCAGCCGAUGAGCCCACGGCAGCUGCACCUGCAGUGGCAGAGCAACGCGGCCUUGGGCAACAACGGCGGCGUCGUCCCCGCCAAUGACUGGACGGCUCCGCACUACAGCGCGGGCGGCGCCGCCAGCGCCAACAUCCUCGGCGGCGGCGGAGGGGGUGGCCAUGGCAACUUCGGGCGCAUGAGCGCGAGCGGCGUGCAGUCGUACACGUCAAUGCCGUUGUACGGCAGUUUCAGUGGCGUGGGCGCAGGCAACGGCUACGGCAUGAGCCGCUUCGCGGCUGGAGGUGGUGGCGGCGGCGGCGGCGGCAGCGGCCCUCGCAGCUUCCAUAUGUCUCCCCGUCGCCAUUCGUUUCACAUGCAGCAACAGCAGGCCGCAGCCUACUUUGGGCAGCAGCAGCAGCAGCAGCAGCAGCAGGCGCUGGGCAUGGCGCCGCAGAUGCCAGCGGCUGGAUUUGACGGCGGCGGCGGCAUGGCUGGCAUGGGCAUGUACUCCCAGCAGCAGCAGCAGCAGCUACAGCUACAGCCGAUGCCGAUGGCGUGGGGCGGCCAGGGCGGUGCGGUGUACGGCGUGAUGGGGCCGCAGAGCGCGGCGGCUGUUCCCGGUGCCGGCGGCCCCAGCACGAUCCCCGGGUCCGCGCCGGUGGCUGCGGCGCCCCGCUUUCAGCGUGACAGCAUCCGCACCCUGGAAGCCUCGGCGCGCUCGGGCGCCGCCACAGGCGGCCCCGACGGCCCGCUGUCCGGGGCCCCGCACGGCGCUUUCGGCAGCGUCGGCGACUCCAAGCACUCCGGCUUCCUGCGUGUCCUCAAAGACGCCGUCGGCGGCUUCCGCCGCCUGUCGCUUGCGCGCAUUGAAGCCGAGGGUGGCGGCGGCGGCGGCGGUGCUGCCGCCGCCGGCAGUUCGGCGGCAUUGAUGUCGCAAAGCACCGCCAGCGGGCCCAGCGGCGGCCGCGGUCUGCCUUCCGGGACCUCGGGUGGGCCGACCGGCUCCUCCACCGUUCCGCCCUCAUUCGGGCGCUCGGCCCUGCCGCUGGCGGAAAUUGAGGCGGCCUUGGCGGAGGACGUUGCCAUCAGCGGCGUCAGUGGCGGCGCUGACGCCGUCGGCGGCGGCGUGCUGAAGGCACCGCAGGCGGCGCCGCCAGGCUCCAUGUACGACCCGUUUGCGGCGGCGCCGCCACUGCUGGGAGUGCCGUACGAGCUGAAUGAGGCGGGCAUUAGUAACGGCGGCGGCGGCAUGAGCGGCCGUGUGCUGGCGGUGCAUACUCUCGGCGGCCACGGCCACGGCCACGGCGUGCACGGCAUUGGCGGCCAUGGCGGCGGCAACCCGUUCGACAUGCCGCAGGGCGACAGCUUGGACGAGGCGCUGAGGCUGGCCAAGACCAGUCUGUCCACCGUGCUUGAGUCCAAUGCCACCUUCAGCCGCACCUGCAGCAUCGCGCCCAGCAGCCAAAGCUCAAUGGUCGCCAGCGGCACCAUGGUCGGCGCCGCUCCCGGCGAGCCGGGCGCACCCAGUACCGGCGCAACAACGCCCGGCCGCUUCCACCGCCGCAGUGCCGCCGCCACGACAGGCAGCGCCGGGGCUGCUGGUGCCACGCCAGCUGCUGCUGGCGCCGGCGCUGGUGGUGCGAAGCGAUCCCCCAGCCGCAGCCGCGGCGCCAGUCUGGGCCGGCGCUCUCGCGGCUCACUGACAGGGCUGGUGGAAGAGGCGCACGGGGAGUCGGGGGCGGAGUCGGGCCCAGACGCAGCAGCCAAGCGCUCGGGAGAAGCGGCUGGGUCGCGCAAGGGGCUGGCGGGCAAGAGCAAGCACAAGCCGCAGUUGCUGCUCGACGGCGAGGGCAUUUGAAUGAAUAGAGGGAGUGGAAAGGACACGGGACAGAUGGUACGGUAGUUUCGCAGCAUGCCCGCGCCAGCGGACGUGUAAGGGGGGUUUGGAUUGAGUUCGGGGGUUCUGAAGUCACUGCGUCCCUGGGCAGGUGUGCACGGGACCCUGGGCAGGCGUGCAGGGGUCCCAUGGGCAAGGAAGUGGGCCGGUUGGCGGGAUUGACCAACUAGACCAAGGUAACCGCGUUGGCUCGUUGAAGAUUGUACGAAUGACUAAUGCUGAAAGGCAGGAUGUUGCGUUCUGUACAAGCCAACAUGGAGACGUAGAAAGUAUUGCGUAAGCCGUUGCGUCCGUUCAUGUGUCGUCGGUGUGCGGUGAAUGCGGAGACGCGGAGGAUGCACUGUUCUCGUAAUACAUAUGCAUCCUGGGAUAUGGUACGGCGCUAUGUAUGUGUAUGUGACAAGGAGGGACGAAAUGCUGAAACCAAGCGCGCUCAGGUACUAUAAAUGGGCUAGACGAGUGGUAUUAGUACACCAGGAGGAUAUGGGACUGUGUUUCUUCGCGCGAGUCAAGCCACGCUGUGGCUCCGGUCUGCUUAAAUAUCGGCCAGGAUGCCCUGUUCUCGUAUGCAUGUAUAUGUUUCUCUAGUAACGACGCUUGCGGCCUGUGCACCUGGAUACCUUGCUUCCCGAAAAGGGCGGGAGCUGUCGCGGGCCUGUUUCACGGCACAGACUAAAGGGCUAAAGGGCAAGGGCGCACCAAAAAUGAGACAAAAGAGCCGUAAACCCGAACAGGGACGUCCUCGUCCAGUGCUAAAUCGACCCUAAGAAGCAUUUGCAGUAAUGAUACAACGAUUUGGGCAUUAGAUUUCAUAGCACGGCGAUGGGCCGCUUACUCGCGUU
Molecule: messenger RNA, 15190 nt
Organism: Chlamydomonas reinhardtii
Lineage: Eukaryota; Viridiplantae; Chlorophyta; Chlorophyceae; Chlamydomonadales; Chlamydomonadaceae
Exons: 18
Coding region: 150-14309 (4719 amino acids)
Biological process (GO): protein phosphorylation
Molecular function (GO): protein kinase activity; ATP binding
Source: RefSeq, a predicted model, not a curated record